Messenger RNA from Australozyma saopauloensis, 1434 nucleotides. RefSeq names its product pepsin-like aspartic protease. Gene Ontology annotation, biological process: proteolysis. The transcript has a single exon. The record is from RefSeq and is a predicted model, not a curated record. Gene Ontology annotation, molecular function: aspartic-type endopeptidase activity. The coding region runs from base 1 to 1434 and encodes 477 amino acids. Lineage: Eukaryota; Fungi; Ascomycota; Pichiomycetes; Serinales; Metschnikowiaceae.
AUGAAAUUAUGGCUCCUUUUGAUAUGCGUUGUGGUUGCCUUGAAUCCAGUAACUGACUUCCGCGUCUUGGACAUGGACAAGGCUCUAGUUAACUCCAAGAAAAUCUCUGGGAGGACAUUGGAAACCUACCCUGGAAAAGGUCUUCUUCAUACCAAAGCUGGGUCUUCGAACGCUACUGUCAAUCUGGACUCCUUGAUCAUUCCUCUCAAAACAGACAAGUACAAGUCAAUCUACUGGGUAGAUGUGUCUGUGAACCAGGUUGCGGCUACAAACAACCAAACUUUUCCUUUGCUUCUUGACACGGGCAGCGCCAUUGCCUGGAUUGCAAACAGCUCAUGUCUGUCUGAUGGAUGUAGCAGAGCCCCCAAAUUCUUUUACUCAACUGUCACGCCGACUGAGUUCUCGCUCGACUAUUCGUCUGGGAAGAUCUCGGGACUGUUAGUUGAUGCCCCCAAAAGUAAUAUCACCUACACCAUCAACCAUAGCUUGGUUGUAAACAACUUUACAUGUGGCCUUGCAGGCUCUGUACCCUCAUUUUUCUCGAAUUACAAUAUCAGUGGAAUAUUGGGGCUCUCUGCAAACGCAUCUCUUGAAAGAGGUACGAAUCUCUUGAGUCAAUUGCGUCUUGAAAAGGCCGUUGACUCGGCCAAAUUUGCGAUCAUUUUGGGUUCUCCAGAUAAUGUGAACUCUUCAUUUGGCGGCCUCUUGGCUCUUGGCCAAAUGGCUGACAAAUACGCUACGUCUUUGGCUCAGCUGCCCAUUCAAUCUAGACCAGUUGUGCCCAAUAUCUCUGGCUACUGGAUGGUCAAAGUUACACUGGUAUCUGCGGUCUCUUCUACAGGGACAAAUUCGACUUUCAAUGGUGCCGUAGCUGCCGUCUUCGAUACUGGAACUACUGGCUUAGCAUUGCCCCUCGCAGAUGCCACUGCGAUGCAUCAAAUGCUCUUUGGUAAUCUGUUUGUCGCGGAUAACCAAGGAAAUUAUGCAUUCCCAUGUAAUGCUACCGGCUCAAUUAAGUUUAAUCUCGAUGGCCUUAUUCUUGACCUAUCUGUCGACCUGAUUAGAGCCGACGAAUACACGACAGCAGGCUUACAAGGUAUGUGCUCAUCUAAAAUGCAAGGCUUGGGCAGCACGCCAAACUGGGUGCUCGGCGCAAGCUUUCUCAAAAAUUACUACACCGUGUUUGAUGUCGAUCAUCAAAGCAUUGGCUUUUCUCCACGCGUAUCUCUGUACUCUUACAUUGCAAAUGAGAAUGCCAACAGCUCCAGUAUCUCCGGUGGAGGCUCAUCAUCUAAAACAUCCAGUGCCGUUGUUUCUUCAUCUUCAUCUUCAUCUCAAAAAUCAAGCACAAGCACCAGAGCUGCAGGAAGCGCCAGCUUCAAUUCAAUUUUAAGUCCUUGGACUUUGCUCUUGUUCCUCAUCAGCAUCAUAUAA